This is a messenger RNA of Spodoptera littoralis (African cotton leafworm), 1710 nucleotides long. Lineage: Eukaryota; Metazoa; Arthropoda; Insecta; Lepidoptera; Noctuidae. The record is from the annotation of a GenBank genome assembly.
UGUUCACAGAUGCUGGCGUUGAUACUCUUUUCUCUGUUAUCGCUGAGUUUGGCUGAAGAUACUACUACUGAAAGUUACAAUGAGCAGUUCAAUACGAUAGAGCCAAAACCGUCAGUACGUUUGGAUCCAUACAUCCGAAAGGCCUUACUUAAAGCUCUCAGUGAACUUGAAGAGUCCACUACAGGAACAGAACUUCUUGAUGGAACUACAGGCUUAGAUUCAGAUGCUUACACUACAGGAGAAGAAGCUCCUGAAGCUCAGACAGACAAAGAAGGGAUACAGAUUCAUUCCUUUAUAGUCAACGGACAAUCCGCCUUCUCUAAUAAUUCGACCAACGUACCCACCAUAGUAGACAACAAUAUAUCUAUAUUGAGCACUACGGCAGGUAAUGUUGAAAGUCAAGUUACAGCGACUUUACCAACAUCGGCUCCAUUUCCGGAGAUAUUUCAAACAAAAGAAGGUGACAACAAUUUAUUACAAACAAGAAGUAUAGCUAGUGCCUCUAAAUCGAACACUGAAAACAACAUCAAAAAGCCGACAAUUAAGCCUAUCAUUUCAACAACGACAACAACAACUACGACUACUACUACGACCACUACUCCGAAACCGACCCAUAAUGAAGAUGGAGAAAAUAUCGAAGAAGUCGAUAAACGCGACGUUCAAGUAUAUCAAGCGCCUUUAGUUGCAGCUUUUACGGUUCAUCAGGAUCCACAAGGUCUACCGAAAAAAGUAAUACCACUUUAUCAACAAACAUCUAGUCAAAACUUUAUGAGACCGCUACCUGUUACUAAUUUGGCAUCUGGAGUUUUACAUUCUCAACCCCUAGGUUCAAUAAUUCCAAGUGUAAAUUUGAAUCAAAUACCUCAAUCAGAUUACAUAAAUCAACAGUUAUUAUUACAAAGGCAACUCGAAGAAAAGCAAAGAAUUCUCGAGGAACAACUACGAUUCUUACAACAGCAACAAAGACAACAAGAAGAACUUUUAAGGAAACAACAAUUUCUUUUACAACAAAAGGAAGCACAGCGGCAACAAAUCCUUUUGAAUUCUCAGAAGUUCCAGGCACAGAGUUCUGUUAAUAAUUUUCAAGUCCAGAAAAAUAUUCCUCAGAACCAAUUUGUAAAUGCGCCAAUAAGAUCUAACGGUCAGGUAACUAUUCAACCCAGUGUACCAUUAGAAGCAAGUAGCACAGUUACAAACCAACAGUUACCAAAUCGUGAAGCUGUUGAUUUUCUCAUACAUCUACACAGUCAACAGCCUGAUCAGUUUCCAUUACAGGAAAACCAUUUGCCUCAAGGAAUCAGUAACUUUCUACAUCCCACCUCAGGUCAGAACUUUCACCAAGGAAUAAAUUUUAAUCAAGUUAGAGGUGUUAACGAUCAAUUUGGCCAGCAAAAACAAAAUCAUCGGGUAUUCAGACAAGACAGUGGUGUCGGUAAUUUUGGUUUGAAUAAUCAAAACUAUAAUACGUUUAACACUUUUAAUCCAAUUCAUACAAAUCGUUUCUUUCCUAUAAACGGCCAUGUCAACUAUAACAACGCCGAUGCUGAAUUGAAACAAUUGCUCGUUCAAAAUGGUUUAAAUGGCAGGAACCAAGAAGAUUUAAACAUUGUAUCCAAAGUUUUGUCAUUGAAUCAUGGUGUGGCAGUAACUAACAAUAUCUCUAAUAGGUUACCCUUCGACAGUCGGAGGCAUCUAAGGCCGCUUAUUUAA